This is a messenger RNA of Choloepus didactylus (southern two-toed sloth), 530 nucleotides long. RefSeq names its product anthrax toxin receptor 1-like. The transcript has 4 exons. The record is from RefSeq and is a predicted model, not a curated record. Lineage: Eukaryota; Metazoa; Chordata; Mammalia; Pilosa; Megalonychidae. The coding region runs from base 213 to 530 and encodes 105 amino acids.
GCCCUUCCUGAUGCAGCCACUCCUUGCUUAUCCUGCAGGUAAGAAGGUUUUCAGCAUGAUGAUUGUUUUGAUUGGUUCACCUAUCCCUGAGUCAAAGUAUCAGCUGGUCUGGAGGAAGUGAGUUCAAUCCAUUGUUACCUGCUUUAUGCUGCACUUAUUUUGGUAAUUUAUACUUAAUGACUUCUUUCUCUUAGGCUAAAAAUGCUCAGAAGAUGGGGACAAUUAGGAUCUGUGUGGGUAUAAAUCAAUAUCAGAAAUUUCAGCUUGACAAAAUCGUUGACAGCAGUGAGCAUAUUUUUGGGCAGCAAGGGACUGCGAGAAAUCUGCCAAGCUACAUUCCCAAGCUCCUGGAGAAGCUGUGCAUUAGUCUGGACUCCCUGGAGCCUACCAGUGUCGCUAUGGGAGGUAAGAACUUAGGUGGCACCGAUGUAGACCGAGGUGUGUGUCUGACUGUGAGGAGCGUUGGCCCAGGGGCUGACCUCAGGCAUCUGCACAAGAGCAUCUGUCACUCAGAACCCAGCCUGGUAUAA